This is a messenger RNA of Camelina sativa (false flax), 1080 nucleotides long. RefSeq names its product MATH domain and coiled-coil domain-containing protein At3g58280-like. Lineage: Eukaryota; Viridiplantae; Streptophyta; Magnoliopsida; Brassicales; Brassicaceae. The record is from RefSeq and is a predicted model, not a curated record.
GGUUUACAAUUUUCUGCUUAACAGGAAGAUAUGGUUAGUGAAAUGUUUAAAAAACAUCCAGAUCUCACUUCAAACUUCGAUUUGAAGAAUCAAAAACUCAAGAAUGCUUACAUGGAUGUCCUCCUCGACCUAAUUGAGACAUUAAGCCAGUCGGCGAACGAGCUCUCAUCGGAAGACCUAGACAAAGCAGAGAGUACGCUUUUCGAUCUUACUAGAGCAGGCUUGAAAGUGGGUUGGUUGCGUCAGAAUUUGGAUGAAGCUUACUUAGAGAAGGAGAAACAGAGAGUUAGUGAGAUUCGAAUCAGACAACUCGAGGAACAGGUCAAGAAGCGAAAGCUGAAUUUGUCCGAUUUGGAAUCCGACCUUCGAACAGAGAGAGCUACAGCUUUGGUUUCUAAUGACCGAAUUGGAUCCGGCGAUCUUAUCUGAAGAAUGAAGUCUUUCAUCUUUUUAUUUUUCCUUUCCCUGUUUCAGCAGAUUUUGAAUUUUUGUUACAUAGCUUGUGAGUUGUGAAACAAGGAUCAAAUCGUUCUUUAAGGUUUUGCCUUGAUUUAUGUUUAGUAUCUGUACGAACCUUUUUAAUUCAUGAAUGUUUUGAUUUGACUGACCUAUUUAUUUAAGUAAUAUUUUGGAACGCGUGGUCAUUAAUCCCUUUUAUUGAAAUAACUAGCCCUGGGCGUUCGGUUUAACCGGGUUAUUCGGGUUGGAUUGUUCGGUUUAAGGAAAAUUCGGGUUUUGAAAAAUCUCACCGAAUAGACCCGAAAUAAAAUUCGGUUCGGGUCGGUUUGGAAGUCGGUUUAUUCGGGUCGGUUUUAAGGAUUUAUAUCUAUUCCGAGAAAAAACCGAUUUUUUUCUACUUCGGUUUAUUUAAACCGAAAUACACCAAAAUAAGAAAUUAUGGGCUUAAAUAACUUACAUUUACAAACCACAAUAAUGGACCUAACCUAAUUAAAAUUUGGGCCUCUUAACAAACUCAAACCCAUCAAAAAAGUUAGGGUUUUUACAAACAAGGAGAUCACGGCUGCAAAUUCGCCGUUGCCGCUUUCUUUGACAGAUCUGAAGCGUUGCCGUUGCCGUCAA